Molecule: messenger RNA, 1209 nt
Organism: Medioppia subpectinata
Lineage: Eukaryota; Metazoa; Arthropoda; Arachnida; Sarcoptiformes; Oppiidae
Source: the annotation of a GenBank genome assembly
AUGGACAGUCAACUGCAAAGAGAGGGUCGACUCAUACUAUUGGUGGACAAGCAGUGGAGGGAAGACAUGAAGCAAUUGCCAAACGAAGAGAUAGCGGUUCCAGUGCUGCAAUUGCCAGACCCGGAGCCCGACAACGGCAACCCUAACGACACACUCAAAGACCUGGAGCUCAAGUGGACUGAUCUCGCGCUCAAUCGCAUCACUCAUAGGGACAACACUCACACCAACACUCACUCCAAUCACAUCCACGAAUAUGUGAUGACAGAAGAAGUGGACCCGGAAUCAGAACUUUGUGGAGAUCUCGUGAUUGACGCCGCCGUCUCUGCGGACGAUGGCAUUGAUUACAUAUUUAAAGGGCACUCGUAUUGGAUAUUAGACACACAACUGGGUAUUUCAGAAGAGUCGGGGCAUUGGAUUAGUGAGCGGUGGCCCGGAUUGGCCACACCUGUUGACGCGGCCUUCACUAUGCAGGACAACACAUUUGGAUUGUCAACCGUUUUCAUUAAAGGAAACCAAUGGUUUCUUUUCAAUAAAAACAAACUCCAAAGCAAUGGUUCGACCAAAGAGUGGGAAAAGUUUCCCGAAUAUACAAUUAUGGCUGCAUUUAAUUAUUACAAUAAGUCGAUUGAAGUGAAAAACCAACAGAUCUUCUUCAUCUAUAACGAGGACUACUUCUCUAUCUAUCUGUUCCGUGACAUACAUAAGCCGUCGUAUCAGAAGUCCAAUAGAGCGCGAAGAAUAGGCAAAUUCUUUUACUUCUUAGGGGAACCGCUCAAGAAUUAUACGCAAACUCUUAGGGAUUAUAUGAAUGUCAGAGCAGUUGUUAUCAAGAAAAAUGUCACCUUUUUUGGUGACCAAGAUCUUUGUAUUGGAAACACUCAAGAAUCGAGUCCUCUCUGCGAAACUAUUGGCCGACAAAAAACCAAAGAAUACUAUAAGUGUCCGCGAAAAGCAAAGAGACCUAAAACCACAACCACUACCACAACCACCGCCGCCACUCUCGCCAACACAUCGUCAGACACCCUAACACCGGAUCUGUCGUCCAAUCACUCUCUUCUGUCCAAUCACUCAAUUCAUGUGACAACCGGUCGCCCUAUAGAAGACAAAUUACAGUCUUCUUCUUCAAGCGGUGAUCUGUCCACUCCUGAUAUGGAAGAAGCGGAUCAGAUCAUGGAAAAGGUCAGAUCCAAAGACGAUAUCGACGCUUAG